GCCAAGGACGAGAAAAUCCGAACAGAGGGACAAAGACGGAAAAGACAGCAGGUCGGUCAUCACAGAGAGGCUGGACAGGCUUAUUCCACCUCAAAUAAAGCCUUUUAAUACUCCAAUGGACGCACAAAAGACAGGACAGGCUUUCCCAAGAGGCCAGCCAUCGUGAUAAGACCCAAGGAGGAUCCGAGAGGAGUCCUACAAGUCCUUCAGUCCUUCACUCCCCGUCAGACUCAUCAAAGGAGGGCAGGAAAGGAUAUCCCACUAUAGAAAUAAAGGACUCCACUGCGCUAAUGGACGUGGAGAAGACAGGGCAGGCUUUCUCAAGGGGCCAGCCAUCGUGAUAAGACCCGAGGAGGAGCCAAGAGGAGUCCUACAAGUCCUUGAGUCCUUCCCUCCCCCGUCAGUGCAGUUCCCGAUGGUCAUAAUGAUCCUGGCGGCGGUCGUGGGGUGCUACAUCAUCUCCUCCGUCAUCCUCUUCAAGUUCCCCAUGCUGCUGCACAAGAGGAAGGACGUCAAGUUUGUGUGUCGCCAUAUAAGCCAUCGAGGAGGUGCAGGAGAAAAUUAUGAAAAUACAAUAUCAGCUUUCAGACAUGCGGUGGAGGUGGGCACCGACAUGCUGGAGCUGGACUGUCAGCUGACCAGGGACGGGCAGGUGGUGGUGUCUCACGACUCGGUCCUGGACGUGAGGACAGAGGUGAAAGGAGCAAUAUCUGAGUAUAAUUAUUCCGAGCUGCCGCUCAUCAAGGAACAGAUCCCGGUAGACUUCAUGCCGGGGACGGUGUUCACGGGCAAGAGUGAGGACAGGAGGUUUCCACUCCUUGAAGAGGCAUUUCAGCAUUUUCCAAGCACGCCAAUCAACAUAGACAUCAAGACCGACAAUAAUGAGCUGAUUGAAAAAGUGAGCGAGCUGGUGAAGAAGUACCAGCGGGAGCACAUCACCGUCUGGGGCAACGUGAAGGACGUGGUGACACAGAAGUGCUACAAGAUGAAUCCCAAUGUUUGCUUGCUCUUCAGCGCCCGGCGUGUGUGCGUCAUGCUCCUGCAGCUCUACACGGGAAUAUUGCCAUUCAUGCCCGUCAAGGAAACACACCUAGAAAUUUUCAUGCCGGCACAAAUGGUUAAAAUCUAUGGCAGUCGCUUUGAUUUGAAGUGGUGGCACACGCUGGUGGCCAAGAUUGCCAACACACUGCUCAUCCGACGCUCCCUGUUUGAGCAUCUGUCCAAGAGAGGAGUCCAGACCUACCUGUGGGUGAUGAACACUGAGGAGGAUUUCCGCCGUGCCUUUGAGACGGGAGCAACAGGGGUGAUGACCGACUACCCCACCAAGCUGAAGACAUUCCUGGAACAGAACCCGCAGUAUUGUCUCAACCACAAACUCAGCCUCACCUAAGGCCGUCUGUCCUUCACCUCCUCACAUGGCCACAGUCACCUCACCUAAUAAGUUAAGCUGUGGUUAUGACAUGUUAAAUAAUCAUCUGUUACAUCCAUCUAAGUACAAGGAUAUAUUGCAAUAGUUUUGGGUGCUGAUGCAUGUCGCAACACAAAAGUGCGAAGGUACUUGUGAAAGUCGACGGACCUUCAAGAGCUUCUUUUAUUUUUCUUGAGUACGUUAAGGUUGCCCCGGCCGAGGGUGCAGCAACAUACAGUUUUGUGCCCCGGGUCGCACACAUUGUUCGAGCAGGAAUAUGAUACUUCGAUGCCGCUAAGCCUGACUUCAAAGUCUUUAUCAGUGCCUAAUUUGAACAUUUAAUCUGCCAUCUGCAUGUGUAUCAGAUUGUUUCAGAACU
Molecule: messenger RNA, 1787 nt
Organism: Eriocheir sinensis (Chinese mitten crab)
Lineage: Eukaryota; Metazoa; Arthropoda; Malacostraca; Decapoda; Varunidae
Product: lysophospholipase D GDPD1-like
Exons: 7
Coding region: 416-1390 (324 amino acids)
Biological process (GO): glycerophospholipid catabolic process
Cellular component (GO): endoplasmic reticulum membrane
Molecular function (GO): phosphatidylcholine lysophospholipase A1 activity; phosphoric diester hydrolase activity
Source: RefSeq, a predicted model, not a curated record